GGGGAACUGCGGUUUGCCCUUCAGCACCCCGGGGAACAGCGGUUUGCCCUUCAGCACCCCGGGGAACAGCGGUUUGCCCUCCCAAGCCCCGGCUGGCCCGAGCGGGGAACAGCGGUAACAGCGCCCUGGGAAGCGGGGUUCGGUUUAAAAAUGUCUGAUUGGAAAAAUAUUGUACACAGAACCCAACGUAUUGAAAAACUGCUGUCUGAGAACAAUUUUCAAGAUAUUGAGGAUCAUCUUAAAGAACUUGAAGAUAUUGAUAUGAUUGUAGAAUAUCUUCAGGGGACAGAAGUUACCAAGGCUGUAUACAGAGUACUCAAGAGCUGCCCUUCAGGACGGUUGAAAAAGAAAGCAAAGCAGUUAUUAUCAAGGUGGAAAGCACUUUACAAGAAUAACUGUGUUCGGUCAAUGCAAGUUAGACAGUCAUUUUCUGCGUAUGUGAAAGAGGAAAUCGGGCAUUGCAGUGUGGUUCCUAGAGAGCAGUUGCUGUCUGAAGGACCAUAUCAGGAGGAGGCAAUAGCUGGUACUAGUUCCAGCUUUUUGGUCCCAUCACAAACUGUUAAAAAUGUGGCAUGUAACAAUGCAGAAGGCAGUGUGAAUCAGCCUUCUUCUUUUGAGGAGCAACACAUUGUUAAUGACGAUUCUAAAUCUGUUGUUAAUGGAGCAAGUCUGCCAUCAGGACCCGAUAGAGCUCUUAGGUAUAAAUGUACAGAUCUUCUAUAUAGAGCUUUGAUUGGUUCUGCCAAAGAUGAAGAAGAAACUGUUAAAUGGCUACAGUUAUCUGAAGAAAUUGAAAAACAUAUUUUUACUCUUCAUGCUAAAAAUGACAAAAAAUAUAAAAAUUGCAUCAGAAGUAAAAUCUCUAACCUGAAGAACCCUAAAAAUUGCCACUUGAAACAUAACCUUUUUACAGGGACUUUGAGCCCAAAGGCUUUUGCUGAGAUGACAGUGAUGGAAAUGGCCAGCGAUGAACUGAAACAGCUCAGGGCUCAGUACACAGAAUCAUCUAUUCGGGAACAUCAGCUUCCACAAGUUAUUAAUGGCACACAGACAAACAAAAUAAAGUGUAGGCGCUGUGAAAAAUUUGAUUGCACUGUCACAAUGAUCGCCAGAGGAACUCUCUUUCUUCCAGGCUUGAAAUCUCUCCCAAUCGGACUUCUCAUUCUCCUCAGAGUGCCUCUGUUGAAACUUAUAACUUCAAAUUCUGUAUUGAUACUAUGUAGAUGCUGUCACUAAAAGGUGCAAGAUCAGUUUUAAAAAACUGCUAAUGUAUUUUUGAGGAUGACUUCAAUAAAUCUAUGUGGUUUUAAGUAAUGUACAUAUGUAAAGAAAUAAAAGAGUAGAGGGAAAAAAAUUGUGACAUGGUUAUGCUAUAUCUGAGAGUGAAAUAUUCACUAGUAAAUCCAUUAAAAAUA
This is a messenger RNA of Manacus vitellinus (golden-collared manakin), 1415 nucleotides long. RefSeq names its product transcription elongation factor A N-terminal and central domain containing (gene TCEANC). Gene Ontology annotation, biological process: DNA-templated transcription. NCBI's taxonomy places the organism in Eukaryota, Metazoa, Chordata, Aves, Passeriformes, Pipridae. Gene Ontology annotation, cellular component: nucleus. The record is from RefSeq and is a predicted model, not a curated record.